UCUUGAUUUGAAAUAGUAUCGAGUGGAGGAAAAUCUUGAUAAGUCCCAGUCGAUUCGACAAUUUGUGAAAUAUAAUUAAACACAGUGCAAGGGUUUUUGUUCACCUCAUCAUGUCACCAAAAAAAUGCAUUCCUUUGAAAAAAAUGCUUUUUGCAAUUAUUUUACUAGUUCUAGUUGAGCAAGGUUUCAGCUUAAAGUGUUACGUUUGUGAGAGUAAAAAGGAUGGUGAUUGUGGAAAGGAUUUGAAGGACGAAUUAAAAAAGGAAUGUGGAGAUUCACCAACAACUCCUAUACCUUCAACUCCGGAACCUUCAACUCCGGAACCAUCAACUCCGGAACCAUCAACUCCUGAACCUUCAACUCCUGAACCUUCAACUCCUGUACCUUCAACUCCUGUACCUUCAACUCCUGAACCUUCAACUCCUGUACCUUCAACUCCUGUACCUUCAACUCCUGAACCUUCAACUCCUGUACCUUCAACUCCUGAACCUUCAACUCUUGUACCUUCAACUCCUGAUCCUACAACUCCUGUACCUUCAACUCUUGAACCUUCAACUCUUGAACCUGCAGUAACGCCUGCAGCUGUACCAGUACAGAAACCUGAAAUAUCUAACAAACCAGUAAAUUCUCCAAGAAUAGCAGUGUACCGAGUAAGACGACAAUCUGAACUGAAGGCACGAGGUGACAGUGAAUAUGUUUGCUACAAAUAUGAUCAUACUGAAAAUAGCGAAACUAAAACAUCAAGGGGUUGUGCAAAGAAAGCAGAUUUCAAAUGUGAAGGAAAAUCGGAAUGCAAAACUUGCAGUGAGGACGGAUGUAAUUCUGCAUCUUUGGCUAAUUUAGGAAUUUUAUCAAUUAUUCUACCAAUUAUAUUCACAGUCACUACAUUUUUAAAUCGAUAGUUGUUUUUUUUUUUUUUUUUUUUUUUGAUAAAUUAUCUCUCAAAAAUUUUCUCACGUACUUUCUUAUUCAAGUUGCAUGACGUAUUUAAAAAAACAAAGAUUCAAAAUAAAGAAAAAAAAAUGUCCACGUGGAGAAAAAA
Molecule: messenger RNA, 1042 nt
Organism: Leptopilina heterotoma
Lineage: Eukaryota; Metazoa; Arthropoda; Insecta; Hymenoptera; Figitidae
Product: gamete and mating-type specific protein A-like
Exons: 4
Coding region: 111-902 (263 amino acids)
Source: RefSeq, a predicted model, not a curated record